Cheilinus undulatus (humphead wrasse) is the source of this 1493-nucleotide messenger RNA. RefSeq names its product KICSTOR subunit 2 (gene kics2). The coding region runs from base 5 to 1138 and encodes 377 amino acids. Gene Ontology annotation, biological process: cellular response to glucose starvation; cellular response to amino acid starvation; protein localization to lysosome. NCBI's taxonomy places the organism in Eukaryota, Metazoa, Chordata, Actinopteri, Labriformes, Labridae. The transcript is spliced from 3 exons. Gene Ontology annotation, cellular component: KICSTOR complex. The record is from RefSeq and is a predicted model, not a curated record.
CAACAUGACAUUCCUGGGACAGAAAAUGGGCGGUCAGUCCUUCUUCAGCCGCAAAGACUCCAUCCGCACCAUCUACACCUCUCUAUACAAUGAGCUGAGGAAGGUGGUGUCGAUGGGGCGUCACAGCCAGCCGGGCUCCGCCUCCUACCUGGAGGACCUGCUGUCCCACCUGUCCGAGCAGCUCUGUCAUUUCACGCAGGCUCGCAUGGAGAUGGCCGACCUGUAUGAGAAGAUGCACUCGCUGGGCAGCCAGAAGAGCAUCAACUCGGAGGAGCUGGUCACCACGCUGGAGGCCGUCCUGCACAAGUACAGCACCAAGUUCCACCAUCCGAUCCUGGGCCGUGUGGAGGAGGGCUUCCAGACGGAGGUAGACGUGGUGACCCAGCUGCUGCGCUGCCAGGCUCAGAUCUCAGAGUGGCAUUUCCUUCCCGCCCUGCUCAGCCUACACGGUGCCAACUCCAAACUCACUGCCUGGGGUCAGCUGUUCCAGCGGCAGAAGGAAACCCGUAAGAAUCUCUUUGGAGGUCAGUCCCAGAGGGCCGUGCAGCCUCCGCACCUCUACACAUGGCUGCAGCGCUUCCAGGCGGCGCUUCUUGCCAAGUUUAGCUUCUACUUCCAUGAAGCCUUGAGCCGGCAGACGGCGCCGGCUGAUAUGAGAGCUCUGACCGCCCGCACCACGCCCGACUACCACGGGAAGAUCUGCUCCUUCAUCCGCAAACAUGACGCCAGCAAUGUGUCGCUGGUGUUCGACAACCGCGGGCUGGAAAGCUUCCAGGGGCACGGCUACCACCACCCGCACUCCUACAGAGAGGCACCCAAGGGCGUGGAGCAGUUCCCCGCCGUGGUGUCGCUGCCUUUAGGCGAGCGCCCGCUCACCCACUGGCCGAAUGUCAUCAUGAUGAUGGGAGACCGAGCUGCAGAGCUGAACACUCUGGACAAGGUGGUGCACUUCUACGACGAUAAAGUCCAGAGCACGUACUACCUGACCAGACCUGAGCCGCACUUCACUCUGGUGGUGAUCUUUGACGGCAGGAAGUCCGAGAAGGAUCUGCCCAUCGCCGCAUUCCUGCAGGAGAUCUCCAGCUCCCUAAGGAACUCUAAACCCUUUAGCACCCUCAAACCGGGCUCAAAGGGCUGAGGCACAAAAACCCGCUGCUCUGACGGUCAAAGAUGAUGAUUCUUGGAUUAUUUCUUCUUGCAGUUCUAUAAUUCUACUGUGAUUUCUUUCUGUGGACCAACCUUGUGUUGCUUUGAAUCUUAAUUUGCCAAAAAUGUUCCAGACCAAAGAUGCACACAGUUUAAUUUCCUCUGAGCCUUCAGCCAUCAGUCGACUGAAAGAAUGCUGCUAACAAAAUUUAAGCCUUGUGUUUAUUUAAAUUUCAAGAUGAUUUUAAUUAUUUUGCAUCAGUUAAAGUUUUAACAUUUGUUUCCUUUUUAUUUUUAAUCAGUAGCUUCUAUUACUGUGAUUUAAAUAAAGCUUUGAGAUGAUAAUA